AUGGUUGCCAAGCUGGGGCGGGUAAGCUGGGGAGCAGACGCGGCUAAGACACGUCAGUUCGCCGUCAGAUCGGCGGAUAAGCGCGACAGAGAGAAAUGGAGCGACCCCCGGGGCGGGACCGCGAUAAAUAAGGAGGAAAAAGGCGGACACGCGGAUAACCCAGUAUGUCACUGGGAUUACGCUCGCCGGCCCGUAUUUGAA
Molecule: messenger RNA, 201 nt
Organism: Iphiclides podalirius (scarce swallowtail)
Lineage: Eukaryota; Metazoa; Arthropoda; Insecta; Lepidoptera; Papilionidae
Source: the annotation of a GenBank genome assembly